UUUCCCAGCUCUACGUGACACAGAGAGAAGCCCAGAGAGAAGGGGCGCCGAGAAAGAGAGUCAGAGAAUAGGAACACGCGCUCGCAAAAGGGCGGGAAGGCUAGGUGCUGGACUCGCGACAUUCCUCCGACACCCGACUCCAACCAUAAUCACCGGAAAUGUCGAGGGGGACCGAGCACAAACGCGUCUCCCUCACAACUGUAUUCCAGGGCGAGACGGCAUUUUCGCGCUUCGGCAGCAACUUCCUAGAGCCGGAGGUGCCAGCGGCGAUCGCCAACAGCGGUAACAAGCCGGCCAAGACUGCCAAAAGCAUUCGCAUCAAGCUAGAACUGUUUGAAAGUGAUUCCAACAAAUAUCCCGAGUUUAACUAUACGCGGCUUCUGUACUUGGAGAAGAAAAAGGCGAAGAAACUGAAGCAGGUGAGCACUUGCAAUGGGCCCGGCAGCGAUCCCUUUGCCGACAACGACGACGAUGUGGCACGGAUCGUCAAGGAGCUGGAGGCCAAGUACGGCAACUCCUACGCCACCGGCAGGGGCAAGAGCAAAAAGGACGAGUACCGGGAUAUUGGAAUGGGAUACGACGAAUCAGACUCCUUCAUUGAUAACACGGAAGCUUACGACGAAAUCAUACCGAAGGAAACUGAGACCCAGGAGGGCGGCUUCUUUAUCAACAAGGGUAUUGUGACGCUCAAGAGUAAACAGAAGUCCUACACCACGCGAACGGAUGCCAUCAUCAAGAUGCCGGAACGAUCGCGCAAGCGAGUUGUCUGCUCUGAAAGCUCGUCCUCAUCAUCGUCCGACGAAGAUGAUGAUGAAAACGAAGACAACGAGGGGGAGGACGAAGGCGAGGGCGAGGAGGAAGAAAGUGAUUCCGAGGAAACCGAUGAAAGCGAUUCCGAGGAGGACGAUUCCGAUAGCGAAAGCCUCGAGGACGAGGACUCCGCUGCCACGGUCAAGUUCACCAGCAAGUACAAAGACAAUCAUCAUCCAAGCAAGCGGCCAAAGGUCAUCGUCACUGGCAAGCCCAAGUCCAGCUCCAGUUCUAGUGUCGACAACAAGAAGCUGCCCAAGAAGCCAACGGUCACAUCCUCCUCCUCGAAUUCGCCACGACCAAUUGUCAUUGAUAAUUCGGAUACGGACGAGCGGCAUGGGCAAAUCCCGGGCCCCAUUCAGUCGCAGGCCCAGGCCCAGGCUCAGGCAUUGAAGAAGGUGGUGAAAACGACGACAGUGAAGGACAUGCUGAAGGCCAAGCGGGAUAGCUUCCUCAAGUCGCAGAGCAGCCCUUCCGCAGUAAAAAGCGUAGGCAACGGCGAGUUGAAGUGCAUCUCAACGGACGUAGAGUCCUCCAGUGGCAGCAGCGACACAGACUCGGCAACGGAGCAAGGAAAGGCGGACAGGCAGGCAGGCAAACAGGCCAAGGAGGGGCCGGAAAAUCUGCGUUCCGCCGAUACCCUGCUUCCCGCCUCGCUGGAUCCCGACAUCUUGGCCGCUGUCAAUAGCUUAAAGGAUGAAGUCAGAAGUCGAGACAUGUGCGGCAGUAGGUUCAGAUUGGAUGACAAGCUCACCCCAUUGCUGCUCAGGGUCUACGAGGCGGUACUCUGCACGGAUCGAAACGAGCGCAACAUGGUGUUUUCCCACAUCGAGUAUCAGCUGCAGCUGCCCAAGUACUACAUCCUGCGGAAGGGAAAGGCAGUGCGGGCCAAGGAGGAGAAGAACAAGUCCAGAAAAUCCAUCGAAAAGCUGCGCCAGGCUGUGGCCAUGGUCAUGCCCAAGGCGAUAGCAAACUACGAAAUGGAAUUGCGAAAUUUCGCAGAACAAGGGGCGGCGGAUGUGAACUCUGAACUGCCACCGAAGAUGCCGCGCAAGAAGUUCCAGUGGACCAGCGAGCUGCGUCAACUGCUAUACGACGUAUAUCAGGCGCGUUGGACGUCCUAUGCUGUGCUGGCCAAACGAAAGGACUCGCUGGAAGAGUUCAUCAACGGUUAUCUGAAGGUCAAGGUAGUGGAUCUCUGGCCAACGGGCUGGAUGCGCUACGACGAGCUGCAGCGGGAGAUCACACGCCAUAAGACCGCCAGUAGGAAAUCAAAGGAAAAGCCAAUAGCUUCGUCGAUGAAGCCAGCAGAUGCUCUUGAGCAACUGCCACAGGGUAGCCACUACCCCAAGACAGUGGAGGAGCCCCGAUCGCGUGGAAACUCUGACACGGACUCUGCCACAAGUGCCUCCUCCAACAGCCUGAAGCGCAAGCUACAGGAUCAGGCCAAGGCUACCUGCAAGCCGCCCAAGAAAAAGGUGGCCAAGCAGGUUCCACAGCAGUCGCCCCAACCGCAAUCGUUCCAGCUAACGCCGACAGCCACGGCGGCGGUUAGUGUGCCAGCAGCCAUUAAUAACAACCAUCUGCCGCCCCACCUGGAUACAUUGCUCUCCAUGCCCAGCACUUCGGCCCAGGCAGCUGUCCUGAAUGCGGCCGCCGUUGCCUCUGCCAGUCCAGUUUUGGACCUGGCUUCGCCCAACCGAAAGGCUGCGAAAGCGGCCUCUCCUCACAGCAACUUUAUCAAGGUGAUCUCGCCAGCCAUUCUGGCACCCAAUGGAACUCCCAGGCAAAGUCCCAUCGGCGGGCAGGCCAAAGUGAUCGUUGCAGCACGGCCCUCGGCGCAUGUGAUCAAUCUUGAUGACUACCAAUGCCCCAGCGAAAUUCUGCAAACGUCCAAGCAGCUGGCUGCCACCAGCGUCAUCACCUCCACCUCCAAAGCGGCUCAGACGACGCCAGUUAGCAGGGUCAGCAGGGACAGCAGUAGUGAGUCGGAUGGCGUUGAGUUCGUUGGCAUUUAUCCGGCGUGGAAACCCGUGCAAAAUGCCCUGUCCAAGCCCAAAGUCAAGACGCAAAAGAAGACUUUGGGUGCAUCGGGAAAUGUCGGUUUUAGCAAUAAAAAUAUGUACGUCUACAACAACAGCAACAGUGCAAGCGGCUUGGGCGGAGCCAUGUACAAUCUAAGCCACGACUCGCAAAUCAUUAAGGCCAUGUCGGAUCUAAAGGCGCUGGAAAAUACGAUAAAGUGGCCCACGCAGUCCAUUUUCUCGCCAAGCAGCGUUAAGGGCGGCGCCGGCGGCGGUGCCAUGGGUUCCCCCGGCACAGGAUCCUCGUCGCGACAAUGACAAUCGGCCCCGGCCGCACAGCAGCCAACACCGGCUGCCGUGACGGCUUUCUACAAUCAUGACCAGGCAAUGGCCGCCGCGCUAGUUCUCUCCUCGUUGAGUGUUGCGCCGCGCUAUGACCUGCUGACCAAUGGAGCUGUGUCCGGGCAAGGUGCCCACUUGGCCCCCUCGGCCAACACACUGCCACAAGUAUUUGUAAAGCCCAGCCUGCCGCAACCGACUGUCGCUGUUGAUAGUGCGCUGACCGCUCCUGGAGCCGCUCCCCCGCCCACACAAACACUGCCCACAAAGUUCAUAUAGCUUAGGUCGCUCAGCCCGCUACCGGGUGGACUAUAACUUAAGUUCCAGGUUCCAGGGCAGGCACGUAGGUUUCAUAAGCCGUCAGUCAAUCGUGUUCUAUUCGCAGAGUUUCUCUGCUUUCCCCAAUUGUCUAUAAAAGUUCAUUACUGUUUAUUAUCGUUUAAUUUUUUAAGUCAAUGUGCUUUGCAAACAUUUAAAGAAUCAAGUUUAUAUAUAUUUA
Messenger RNA from Drosophila kikkawai, 3672 nucleotides. RefSeq names its product yemanuclein (gene yem). Lineage: Eukaryota; Metazoa; Arthropoda; Insecta; Diptera; Drosophilidae. Gene Ontology annotation, biological process: chromatin organization. The record is from RefSeq and is a predicted model, not a curated record. Gene Ontology annotation, cellular component: nucleus.